AUGGGUGUUAAAGAGUUCAUAACGUUUGACGAAUCCAAAAAUCAGUAUAUUAUUCCAGUAGUAAAACUCGGUGGGCAAAAGCGUUGGAGUGCAGUGAUUAUAAAACAAAAGGCACAUAGGAAACUAGCAGCUAGGACUUUAGCGGUCCACAAACUAGAGACACUGGUCUUCGAUCAGCUAGGAAGCGCUGCUUUCCAAAUUAGAAACAUCCGAUGUCUAAUUGACAAUACGACGGAUGGUCUUUGGGUUGAAACACCUGAGGAUGAAGAUGAGUCAACAACACUCAUCAAAAGCUCAGAGGCACCAACCGAAUUGUGA
This is a messenger RNA of Psylliodes chrysocephalus, 318 nucleotides long. NCBI's taxonomy places the organism in Eukaryota, Metazoa, Arthropoda, Insecta, Coleoptera, Chrysomelidae. The record is from the annotation of a GenBank genome assembly.